Molecule: messenger RNA, 6133 nt
Organism: Pantherophis guttatus
Lineage: Eukaryota; Metazoa; Chordata; Lepidosauria; Squamata; Colubridae
Gene: MAP3K6
Product: mitogen-activated protein kinase kinase kinase 6
Biological process (GO): protein phosphorylation; cellular response to stress; MAPK cascade
Molecular function (GO): ATP binding; MAP kinase kinase kinase activity
Source: RefSeq, a predicted model, not a curated record
AAAAGGAAGGAAGGAGAGAAAGAGAGAGAAAGAAAAGAAAGAAAGAAAAGAAAAGGAAGUUUACUAUCACGGGGGGGAGGAGGAGGAGAAUCAAAAGUCAGCAACAUCAGCUGCAAUCCAGCGGUUCCUUCCGUCGUUCUCGGCUCUUCCCGCGAAGAGCUCCAACCUCUUCUCGGGCGGCUUAACGCUCAACUUUCCCGGAACUCCCGGGAAUUCCGAAGGAGCGCCGGUUGGCAGGCAGGAGCUGGAAGCUCGGCUCUUCCCCUCCGCUGCCUCCCUCUUUGCGCAAUCGGGGCGCCGUCGCUCGCCCUGCGGGCUGGCCCCGACAGGCAAGGCGGCGGAAAGACACCCAGCCUCCUGCCUUCGCCUUCGCCGCCGUUCCAGCUGGGCCUUUCCCCAGAUUGCGCCAGCAGCUCGUGGGCGUUUUCCCGCUUGCCCGCCUGGCCUCCCGCCCCGCUUCGCCUCGAGGAGCGCCCAGGAAGGAGGCAAAACGCCCGACAGCAACAGCUGCCUAAAAACAACAACAACAAAAGUCGCUUCCUCGGCCCAAGGCGACCAGCCGGGCACUCGCCUUCCAACGCCCCCGCCCGGGCGGGGCUCGCCAAAGCCACGUGGGUCGCAUCCUCCAAGUUUGCAAAUAGCCUUUAUUGAUUAUUGUUUUUUUCAGAGAGGGCGAAAGUUGCAGCCGGUUGCAAGGAGGGGAGAAAGUGGUGGCUGGCUUGGCUGGCUGGGACCUUGAUCUGACGGCCCCCGGGGCGGCGAUGGGUCCCUCGGAUGGCUGAAGAGAAGCGUUCGGAGCCCGGGGCUGCCAGGCGCGGCGGCGGCGGGAUGGAAGCGACCGACUCCAAGUUGGGCCGAGCCGGCAGCCUCUGGCAGGACACGCUGGCCAUGGCGCUGACCCCCAGCAAGCCGCUCUCCCCGGCGGGCGGCCAGAGCUGCCGCGAAAGCGGCGGGAGGACCCGAGCCCUGCGCGUGGUUUACAUCGUCACCGAGGACUUGGAAAAACCGCUGCCCUUCUUGUCCCUGCAGGAAGCCUGCAGGGAGGUCCCGGCCACGGAGCUCGCCACCGUCCCUUUCGGCACCCUCAUGCUGGGAGACACGGACAGUCUGGACCGCUUCUACAACGCGGAUGUGGUGGUUGUGGAGAUGAGCAACAGCUUGUGUCAGCCUUCACUUUUCUAUCACCUGGGAGUACGUGAGAGCUUCAGUAUGACCAACAAUAUUCUCCUUUGCUGCUAUACCGAUCUUCCAGAAUUGCAAGCUCUCCGUGAAGUGAUCUUUCAGAAGAAUUCGGAUAGCAACGGGAGCUAUACCUUCAUCCCAUAUGUGGUGACAAACCAGAAGAAGGUCUUCUGUUGCGAUGUCGGCACCAUGACGUGCUUGACUGAGCUUUACCAGUCCAACUUCAACAUGGAAGCCGUCUUCAAUCCACUCACAGCGCAACUUAUUAAACUGCUUGAGGGCACUUCUGUCAGCUCCAGCGGCUACUUCCGAGAGAUGAUCAGGAGUGACAUCCGGAAGGCUCGUGAAAUGUACCAUGGGGGACAACUGAGCCGUGAACUGACCAGCAUUCUACAGCGCCUGGACAGCGUGGAGUGCCUGAGCCUAGACAUUGUCAUGAACUUCCUUCUCUCCUACCGAGAUGCUCAGGACUGUGAUGCUAUCAUCACCCUUGUGGAGACUCUCCAAAACCUACCAACCUGCAGUGUCGCCGAGCAACACAACAUCUGUUUCCACUACGCCUUUGCUCUUGACAGGCGGAACCAACCUGGGGACCGUGAGAAAGCUCUCUCUGUUCUCCUGCCUCUGGUGGAGAAACCCGAAGGGGUGGCACCUGACCUGUAUUGCAUGUGUGGCCGCAUCUACAAAGACAUGUUCAUUGACUCUGGGUUCACGGAUUCCGAGAAGAGAGACAAGGCCUUCCAUUGGUACCACAAGGCCUUUCUGACUGAGCCAAGCCUUCAUGCUGGAAUUAAUUCGGUUGUCUUGCUCAUCGCCGCGGGUCAUAGUUUUGAAGCCUCUAUGCAGCUUCGGCAGAUCGGGAUGAAGGUGAGCUGCGUUUUGGGGAGGAAGGGGAGCCUGGAAAAAAUGCAGCACUAUUGGGACGUAGGCUUUUAUUUUGGUGCGAGCAUCUUGACGGGCGACUUCGACAAAAUCAUCCAAUCCUCUGAGAAGCUGUACAAGCUGAAUGCUCCUGUGUGGUACUUGACGUCCAUCAAGGAGACUUACACAAUCUACAAUCAUUUCAACACGGUCCCUGACACGUGGACACCCAAACAGGAGCUGGUUGAUUUCUGGCUGGGGUUUUUAAUGGAGUCCUGCCAGCCCUUCGUCUCCACGGAGAGCUGUUUGGUGUUGAUUCUCGACUUGAGCAAGGUGCUGCAACCCUCUCAGCUCUCUGUGUGCAACGAGGAGAUCAGAAAAUCAGUGACACUAAGCUACAUCGGUUCCCUGGAAGAGGAAGGAAUUUCUACCUGGACUUUUCCCGUAUCCUCCAUCCGUGGAAUCAGCAUUUCUAAGUGCGACGAACGAUGCUGUUUCCUUUAUGUGCGGCAUACAGUUGAAGAUUUCCAGUUAUACUUCCCUACCCAAAAUCACUGCCGCUGGUUUUUUGAACUGAUCCAUUCUUUCAUGGCAGAGAUGGGUGAAGAAGGGAAUUGGUGCAGCUCUCCAGUGGAACUAGAGUAUGAAUAUGAAUACACUGAAGCAGGCGACAGGGUGAUUUUGGGAAAAGGGACAUACGGGGUGGUCUAUGCCGGACGAGACCGCAGCAACCAAGUACGCAUUGCCAUUAAAGAGAUUCCAGAGCGGGAUAGCAGAUAUUCACAGCCUCUGCAUGAGGAGAUUGCCCUGCACAAGCGCCUGAAACACAGGAACAUUGUCCGUUAUCUGGGCUCCGUGAGUCAAAAUGGCUUCCUCAAAAUCUUCAUGGAGGAAGUGCCUGGAGGAAGCCUCUCUUCUCUCUUGCGGUCCAUGUGGGGUCCUUUGAAGGACAACGAACCAACCAUUGUAUUCUACACUAAGCAAAUCCUAGAGGGUUUACGUUACCUCCAUGAUAACCAGAUUAUCCACCGAGAUAUCAAGGGAGAUAACGUCUUGAUCAACACUUAUAGUGGCGUCUUAAAAAUUUCAGACUUCGGCACUUCCAAAAGGCUGGCUGGGAUCAGCCCAAGCACUGAGACAUUCACAGGUACCCUGCAGUACAUGGCCCCAGAGAUCAUUGAUCAGGGGCCCCGAGGUUAUGGGAAACCUGCCGACAUCUGGUCCCUGGGCUGCACCAUCAUUGAGAUGGCCACAGGCAGGCCUCCCUUCUUUGAGCUGGGCAGCCCACAGGCCGCAAUGUUCAAGGUGGGGAUGUUCAAGAUCCAUCCAGAGGUGCCCAGUUCCAUGUCUGACGAAGCCAAGGAUUUUAUCCUGAAAUGUUUUGAAGCUGAUCCAGACAAGCGAUCGACCGCGGCUGCUUUGCUUCAGGAACCCUUUUUAAGGAACAGGAAGAAAUGCAGGAGCCCAGCAGUGCCAGAUGAUCCAUCUGUGUCCAACAAGCCCAGAAGGUCCACUUCAUCGGAAGGCGUUGCAGAACCUAGAAAUCGUUCUUCUUCCUUGCACUCCUUGAAAGUCCAAGUGGAAAAUAUUGUUUUAUCCCGAAGUUCCAGCGAAGUGAACCAGGGGAACAAUUAUCUGAGGACCCCUGAAGCUGUGACCAAUGUCGAUCUCAACCUCUCUGCUUCCUCCCACGAAGAGAGCAGUUGCCUCUUCUUGCUCAAGAAAGACAGCGAGAGGCGAGCUACCUUACACAAAGUCCUGACGGAGGAACUGCCGAAUAUCGCGGCAGCCAUAUAUGAGGCUCAGGAAGAGAGGGUGCUGUCGUUGGAACACAUUGCUGAGCUGGUAUCCUGUCUCAAGAGCUACAUCCGUUCCCCAGGCCGCAAACAGCUGGCUCAAAGCCUGCUCCAGUUACAGGCUCGCUUGCAGUCCGAUGGGCUGAGUUUUUGUCAGGUGCAGGCGCCACUCUUUGCCUUCCAGGACACUGUAAAGCACAUGCUACGGAAGCUCCAAAUUAAGCCGCACUGGGUGUUCGCCCUGGAUAAUCUCAUGGGGCAAGCGGUCCAGGCAACCUUGACCGUCCUCUUGGAAGAACUCAAGGUGCAGCCGCAGAAUUUGCAAGAGGAAAGCCAGAAUCACCCGAGCAGCAGAGAACACGAGGAGCCGCUUUUGACUCAGCAGCCCCCAUCUUUGAAAAAGCAGGAGAGCGACCUCAAGGACAGUGCAGAUACGCCAACGUCCGGAAUUGGCACCGACACCAACAGUUGGCUGGAUUCCCAGCCUCCCUUCAAGAGCCAUUUGCCCCUCAUGACUCAACUCAACCAUCUGCAGGAAGAAACCAGAAGGUUGCAGUGGAAAUUGGUAGAGAAGCAGCAGGAAUAUCAGAGGCUCCUACAAGAAGCCCUGAAGAUCAUGGAACAGGACUCCUGGUCUCUGAGAAGGCCACAGAUAAUCGAAAUCCCUCCUUCUCCAACUUCCUGGGACCAAGAAGAAAAAGCUGGCGAUCCCCUCCUGGCAGAGUGGUUAGAGAAACAUGGCGCAGACAAAGCCACAGUGGCAGUGUUCUGCUACCAUGGAUUCACCCUGAAUGAUUUGCUGAAGUUGGCUACAAUCGAUGAUCUCCGGUACACGUGCAUCAGAGGGGGAAUGGUGUGCCGUAUUUGGAAAGCCAUCGUGGACCACCGACAAAACCUGUCCAAACAGCAGCUACACCAGCAACCGUGAGAAGAAAAAAGAGGAAAGGAAGCCUUGGAUUUCUUUGCAGGACCACAAUCUCUGGUCGCCCAGUCCAUCUUCUCACCAGCAGUUGAGAUAUAAGGCUGGAAAGAUUUUUUUAACUUGUCAGUCCUCAUAUUGAGGUCAGAGAUUGGCUUUUUCAUCUUUCCUUUGGCCCAGGAAAAUGACCCCUCCCAAAAAAAUCAUCUUUAGAGCAAACAGAUUUGGGGAGAACGUCACAGUUUCCGUGGAAGACUUUCUGCUGAAUUUAGCAAUAUGCAUUAUGGACUGAGGAAAAAAGCAGAAAAUGUUUUCUUGCUGAAAGUACCAAAAAAAGGACUGAAGAAUGUUGUGAUACUCUACCGUUAUUAGAGAGAGGGGCUGCUCCAGGAUCAGGAGUUUCUUUGUUGGAGCCUCAUCUUGGCUACGGAGAUCAAUUUGGCAAUUUUGGACUGCUCUACGUCUCCUCCCCUCCAAGUCUGCAGUCCAGAGGUGGGUUUCAGCAGGUUCUGACCAAUUCUGGAGAACUGGUAGCGGACGUUUUGAGUAGUUCAGAGAACCGGUAGUAAAAAUUCUAACUGGCCCCGCCCCCAUCUAUUCUCUGCCUCCCAAGUCCCAGCCGAUCAGGAGGAAAUGGGGAUUUUGCAGUAACCUUUCCCUGCCAUGCCCACCAAGCCAUGCCACGCCCACCAAGCCACACCCGCAGAACCAGUAGUAAAAAUUCUGACUGGCCCCACCCUCAUCUAUUCCCUGCUAUCCAAGUCCCAGCUGAUCGGGAGGAACUGGGGAUUUUUUUAAAAAAAAUUGAUUUAUAUGCCGCCCUUCUCUGGAGACUCAGGGCGGCUUACAAUGUGCUAAGCAAUAGCCUUCAUCCUUUUGUAUAUUUAUACAAAAUUUUGCAGUGAUCUUCCCCUGGGGUGGGGUGGCAAUGGAGAUUUUAUAGUAUCCUUCCCCUGCCACGCCCAUUAAGCCAUGCCACACCCACAGAACCGGUAAUAAAAAAUUUGGAAACCCACCACUGCUGCAGUCUCUAGUGAAAAACCCAGCAAUGCAGCUGUAGGAGUUGGUGGUGGUGUCAGCAGUGGUGGAAGUCAAGUAAUUUAACAACCGGUUCUCUGCCCUAAUGAUUUCUUCCAACAAACCAGUUUGCCAAAGCGUUCAGAAAGUUAACAACCGGUUCUCCCGAAGUGGUGCAAACUGGCUGAAUCCCACCACUGUGCGUUAGUUGGAUGAGAGACACUGCAAGCCAGGCUUUAGGGGAGCUCGAGAAAGUAAAGAGGACUUAAUGGGACUGCUUAUGUGUCUCUGGAUCUCUACAAGGAACGAAGGUGGGGUGUGCAGAGAAGCUUAAUAAAAAUGGUUAUUUAAAACUACA